Molecule: messenger RNA, 1228 nt
Organism: Daktulosphaira vitifoliae (grape phylloxera)
Lineage: Eukaryota; Metazoa; Arthropoda; Insecta; Hemiptera; Phylloxeridae
Product: protein obstructor-E-like
Exons: 6
Coding region: 152-838 (228 amino acids)
Cellular component (GO): extracellular region
Molecular function (GO): chitin binding
Source: RefSeq, a predicted model, not a curated record
CUGUACCAAGCAGUGGUUCAAGAUCAUUCAGUCUGAAGCAGAUUCGAUUGGAGCGCUUCUGGUGAAAGGUAUCUUAGUAUAUACACAAUGUAAUAGAAACCGUCGAUUGUUUGUCAGGUCUAAUUUGUUUGUAAUAUAUUAAUUGUGCAAAAUGAUCGUUAUAUGGACAUUGCUUGCAGUUUUUCUGCUUCAAACAGUGGUGCAGUGUCAGCAACAUAACGAACAAGCGUCACAGUGCCCAGAACAGUAUGGAGAACAGACAUACCCUCAUCCCGAGUUGUGUGAUCAGUUUUACUUAUGCACAAACGGCACAUUGACUUUGGAACAAUGCGGAAAUGGUUUGUUGUACGAUGGCAAAGGUGCUGUUCAUCACCACUGUAAUUACCAUUGGGCUGUUCAUUGUGACAAGCGCAAAGCUGAUCUUGUUCCUGUUAGUUCUCCUGGAUGUGAAUAUCAGUUUGGAUUGUUUUCUGACGGAAAUGUCUGUAGUACCAAUUACGUAAAAUGUGAAUAUGGUGAAGCAUACAGUUUGCCGUGCGAACCAGGAUUAGCAUAUGAUGAUAGAAUUAAAAAAUGUAAUUGGCCUGAUGCUUUAGUCGAUUUAGGAUGUAAUCCUUCAGCAAUUGUCGGUUUCAAUUGCCCGGAAAAAGUAGAUCCACACUCGGUUUCAGCUAAAUUCGAACCUUACCCAAGAUUUCCCAUUCCUGGAGAUCCACACAGACUUAUUACCUGUGUCAAUGGACAUCCUAGAUUGAUAUCUUGCGGCGAAGGAAGCAUUUUGGAUGAGUCAUCAUUGACUUGCGUUGAACAAGAAUCUCACUACAGAAACAGAAAGUAAAUUGUGUAAUUAGAAAAUUUGAGCUAUGUUCUGUCAUAAUUUCUGUCAAAAAUUGAUUAUUCAUCCUCUAUGAAUAAAUAUUACUUUAAAAUUAAAGAUAAAGUGACAAUAUAAAUAAAUAAAAAAUAAUUAUUGCUGUAAUCCUUAUAUUAAUAUAUAUAAUGCAAAGUAUUACUUAUAGUUCUAUUUUAUUCCGAACAACUGAAUAUUUACUUUAAUGGUUGAAAAGAUUAGUCACAUAUUUAUUACCCAUAAUAAAUAGAGUUGUAAAGUAAAACGAAGUGUCAAAUAAAGUUGUAGGUAUUUCAGAUUCAUAUAAAAGCUGUAUUGUAACAAAAUGUUAUUUAAGUUCUAAUAAAAUGUAAAUAAAAUUAUAAUCAAUUAUUAAUA